AUGGCCCCCGCCCAAGAUCCCCUGGCGCUUCCGGAGCCCUUUGCCUCCAUCUCCCGAACAUCCCUCCUGCUGGGCCCCUCGCCCAUCCAUGUGCUCCCCCGCAUCAGCGCCGAUCUCGCCCGUAACAGCCCCCACCCACCCGUCACCAUCUACGCCAAACGCGAUGACCUGAACUCCGCCUAUGCGUACGGCGGGAACAAGACCCGGAAACUCGAGUACUUGCUGGCUGAUGCCCAAGCCCAGGGCUGUGACACCCUGGUCUCUAUUGGUGGCGUCCAGAGUAACCAUACUCGCCAGGUGGCCGCCGUGGCAGCCCGCACCGGCCUCAAAGCCCGUCUGGUCCAAGAGCACUGGGUCGAUUGGGUCGACCAGGGAUAUGACUCGGUGGGCAAUAUUCAAUUGUCCCGGUUGAUGGGCGCCGAUGUCCGGCUGGAUCCCUCAGGCUUCGGCAUCGAACAUAAGACCACCGUCCAGGCCGUCGUGGAUGAGUGCAAGGCCAAGGGCGACAAGCCGUACUACAUCCCCGCCGGUGCAUCUGACCAUCCACUGGGUGGUUUGGGAUUUGCCCGCUGGGCCUUUGAAGUGCGUGCACAAGAGCAGGAGCAGAACGUCUUCUUCGACACUGUGAUCGUCUGCGCCGUCACUGGCUCCACCUUUGCCGGAAUGAUCGCCGGCUUCAAGCUUUUAGAAAAGUUGUACCCCGCCGAUCCCAAACGGAAGGUGAUCGGAAUCGAUGCUUCAGCCACUGUGGAUGCGACGCGCGCCCAGGUUCUGCGCAUUGCCCGGAACACCGCGUCCAAGAUCGGCCUGAACGAGAACGACAUCACCGAGGCGGAUGUGAUCCUCGACGACCGAUAUCACGCGGGGAUCUACGGGAUUCCGGACAAGCAGACAUGGGAGGCGAUUGAGUAUGCGGCCAAAAUGGAGGCCUUCAUCACUGACCCGGUCUAUGAAGGCAAGAGCUUUGCUGGCAUGGUGGACCUUAUUCGUCGGGGCGAGAUCCAGGGUGGCAAUGUGUUGUAUGCGCACUUAGGUGGGCAGCUGGCUCUGAAUGCCUACUCGGACCUAGGGAAGACCAAGGAAUAA
Molecule: messenger RNA, 1086 nt
Organism: Penicillium macrosclerotiorum
Lineage: Eukaryota; Fungi; Ascomycota; Eurotiomycetes; Eurotiales; Aspergillaceae
Product: putative 1-aminocyclopropane-1-carboxylate deaminase
Exons: 1
Coding region: 1-1086 (361 amino acids)
Biological process (GO): amine catabolic process
Molecular function (GO): 1-aminocyclopropane-1-carboxylate deaminase activity; D-cysteine desulfhydrase activity; pyridoxal phosphate binding
Source: RefSeq, a predicted model, not a curated record